AUGUUAAUGGAACCUGAAAAACACGGGAAUAACAUCCUUCGUGGUUGCAUGUUAGCAACUGCCACAGCUGUAAACGCUUUGGUCGGGAGCAUCGGUAUGCAACAUUACAACUACGCGGCUGAAUUAUUGGGCAUCAGACUGAGUACCGCAGUAAAAGGUCUCGUUUACCAAAAGGUAAGCACAAGUAGGUUAACUUACUAGUCCCCAAUCAUCUAAAAAAUAUGGGCAGUGCUUAAGUGGAGAAGAAAAGAGAGACGGAACGGGAAAAGAGCACUCUUGUUUUCUGCCUUCCCAUUGCCAUUCACGCUCCAAUCCUGUUCGUGUUACUCGCCCCUCGUGCUACUUGACUUGCGACUAGUCAAAGUUGGGCUGGUGAAAAGGGUGCAAUCUUCCUUAAUUGUCUCCAAACUUUUCUCUACACCUUAUGGUACACUACUAUUGCUAACCCUGGCCUCUCGAAGUAGUGCGAGAAAUGUUCAGUCAAAGAUCUAAGUAAGUAAUCUAGAACUGCAUUCUGUCUUUCCUCGGCAACAUUAUGAAUCAUCGGGCUGGUAUUUUCGCAGCGGAAAAGAAUAACCAGCUUUGUAAAUAUUUAUUCCUCAGCUGUAGGUUCUCUAGAUUCACACCUUUUAGCAAACCUGGAUUAUAAGAUUUGAGUGAGCAUCUCAGGGCUCCUCUAGCUACGCCUUUGUAUUUGGAGGCCACUUUGACUCUAGUUUUGAUUUUGUUUCAUUCUCAGAUCUUACUACUUAGCAAGAGCUCAUUGUCAAAGUUUUCAGCAGGGCAUGUGAUCGACCUGAUGUCAAAUGAUGUUCAGCGGAUGGAGGCAGCACCUAGAUGCAUUUUAACAAUGGACUCAGCCAUACUCCAAAUCGUGCCUUCAACGUUUAUAAUAGCUUAUCUGAUUGGCUGGCAGGCUCUUAUGGGAGAGAUAUUUCUCUGUCUUCUUCUAUAG
Molecule: messenger RNA, 955 nt
Organism: Pocillopora meandrina
Lineage: Eukaryota; Metazoa; Cnidaria; Anthozoa; Scleractinia; Pocilloporidae
Source: the annotation of a GenBank genome assembly